AUGAAAUCAGUAUUAUCUAUACAAUCUCAUGUUUCUCAUGGUUAUGUUGGUGGCCGAGCUGCCAUUUUCCCUUUACAAACUCAAGGAUGGGAAGUUGAUAAUAUCAAUACUGUCAAUUUUUCAAAUCAUACUGGAUAUGGAUCAUUUAAGGGUACAUCAUUAACUUCAAAUGAAUUAAAUGAUUUGUUAAAUCAAUUAAUCAAUAAGCUUCAUAUUUCUUAUCGAGCUAUUAUAACUGGUUAUAUCCCUAACGCGUCAUUAAUUAAAACCACCAAUGAAUAUAUAUCGUUGAUUAAACAAAAGCAGCAACAACAAAAACAUGAAGAAGAAAAAGUGAUAUAUUUGUUAGAUCCAGUGAUGGGGGAUAAUAAUUAUUUAUAUGUUGAUAAAUCAUGCAUCGUUGAAUAUCAGUCGAUAUUACAUAAUAAAUUGGUUGAUAUAAUCACCCCGAAUCAAUUUGAAUUGGAGUUGUUAACAAAUAGUAAAAUUAUUGAUAAAUUUGGUCUUGUUGAAGCGAUUAAUAAGUUGCAUAACGAUUAUGAUAUACCGUAUGUUGUUGUUACUUCGAUCACUAGUGGGAGUAUAUUCAAAUCAGAAGAAGAAGAUAAAUAUAUUCAUUGUGUCAUAUCAACUAAAGAUCAAUCAAUAAUAAAAGUGUUUGAUAUCCCAAUGAUAAAAUCAUAUUUCACUGGAGUCGGGGAUUUAUUCUCAGCAUUAUUAUUAGAUAAAUUUUAUAAAAACAAACACGAUGCUAUAAUAAAUGGGAUACAUGAUUCAAUGACGAUCUUGAGUCGAUCAGUGAAUCAAGUAUUGACAAUCAUGGCAAAAACUCUAAAACUUACUCAUAAAUUAGGGAUUCAACAAGCUAUAGCAGCAACAAGAAAAGACGUUAAUUAUAAUAAUAAUGACGACAAAGAUAAUUUCAUUAGUGGUAAAAUCAAUGAUGGUGAUACUAUGAAAUAUUUUGAAUUAAAAAUCAUUCAAGCUAAAGAAUAUUAUGAUUAUGACGGAGAUGGGGAAUUUAUUGAAAAAGUACUCGAAUUGAAUUAA
Candida albicans SC5314 is the source of this 1050-nucleotide messenger RNA. RefSeq names its product putative pyridoxal kinase (gene BUD16). The transcript has a single exon. Gene Ontology annotation, cellular component: cytosol. The coding region runs from base 1 to 1050 and encodes 349 amino acids. NCBI's taxonomy places the organism in Eukaryota, Fungi, Ascomycota, Pichiomycetes, Serinales, Debaryomycetaceae. Gene Ontology annotation, molecular function: pyridoxal kinase activity. Gene Ontology annotation, biological process: pyridoxal 5'-phosphate salvage. The record is from RefSeq and is a predicted model, not a curated record.